CGUCAAUAUCCUCUUCGCUGCCUCGACGAUUCCGUCACUCUCACCCUCUACCACGAGCUUUACGAUCUGCAACUAUAUUAUUCCUAUAAAAACUCCUAUAUACCGAACCCCUUCUCGCUCUCUCUCUAUCAUUUCCAAACCCAUCAUUCUCUCUCUAAACCUACCACCAUCGCCAUGGAAGCUGCCUCUCCAGCUCUCUCCCACAUUGGCCUAGCAGGUCUAGCUGUGAUGGGUCAAAACCUCGCCCUGAACAUCGCCGAAAAGGGCUUCCCAAUCUCCGUCUACAAUCGAACAAUUUCCAAAGUCGACGAAACCCUAGAUCGAGCCCAAAGGGAAGGCAAACUACCAUUAAUCGGUCAGUACACGCCCCGUGAUUUUGUCCUCUCCAUUGAGAAGCCUCGGUCUAUUAUCAUCCUCGUUAAGGCCGGUGCUCCCGUUGAUCAGACUAUCGCCGCCCUUGUGGCCCACAUGGACGCCGGCGACACCAUCAUCGACGGUGGCAAUGAGUGGUACGAGAACACCGAGCGCCGCAUCCAAGAGGCCCAAUCCAAAGGCCUUCUUUAUCUGGGUAUGGGCGUUUCGGGUGGCGAAGAUGGUGCUCGUCACGGCCCGUCUUUAAUGCCAGGCGGGUCAUACCAAGCGUACAUGAACAUCAAAGACAUUUUAGAGAGAGUCGCUGCUCAAGUUGAAGAUGGGCCUUGUGUUACCUAUAUCGGAGAAGGUGGGUCGGGCAAUUUCGUGAAGAUGGUACAUAAUGGAAUUGAGUAUGGUGAUAUGCAGCUAAUUUCGGAGGCCUAUGAUGUGUUGAAGAAUGUUGGAGGGCUUUCCAAUGGCGAAUUGGCGGAGAUUUUUAGUGAGUGGAAUAAGGGGGAGUUAGAGAGUUUCUUGAUCGAAAUCACAGCUGAUAUUUUCAGAGUGAAGGAUGAAGAUGAGGGUGAUGAAUUGGUGGAUAAGAUUUUGGAUAAGACUGGGAUGAAAGGGACCGGAAAGUGGACUGUUCAGCAGGCGGCGGAGUUAUCAGUGGCCGCGCCCACCAUUGCAGCCUCCUUGGAUAUCAGGUAUAUGAGUGGGUUGAAGGAAGAGAGAGAGGCGGCUUCCAAGGUUUUUAAGGAGGCGGGUUUGGUUGAGGAGGUUGAAAAUGUGAAGGGAGAGGCUGUUGACAAGAAGAUGUUGAUUGAUGAUGUGAGGCAGGCGUUGUAUGCGUCGAAGAUUUGUAGUUAUGCUCAGGGGAUGAAUUUGCUGAGGGCGAAGAGUGUGGAAAAAGGGUGGAAUUUGAAUUUGGGUGAAUUGGCAAGGAUUUGGAAAGGUGGGUGUAUUAUAAGGGCGGUCUUUUUGGAUCGGAUUAAGAAGGCGUAUCAACGGAAUCCAAACUUGGCAAAUUUGGUGGUGGAUCCAGAGUUUGCGAGGGAGAUGGUGCAGAAGCAGGCGGCUUGGAGGAGAGUUGUGAGGUUGGCGAUGCUCAAAGGUAUUAGCACUCCGGGUAUGAGUGCUAGUCUUCAGUAUUUCGAUACAUAUAGGCGUGCCAGGCUUCCCGCGAAUCUUGUUCAGGCUCAGAGGGACUAUUUUGGGGCACAUACCUAUGAGAGGAUUGAUCGUCCUGGAUCUUUUCAUACUGAGUGGUCGAAGCUUGCUCGGAAGUAGAAAGAUUUCAAUGGAGAUCUGGUAUCAUUGGCUCAUUUCAUUGGCCUUUUUGAGGCUUCUAUAUGAGUUAUUGUAUUUCAUGUUAAGGAAUUGCUGCUUAGACAUAGCAAUUGUUCUUUAGCCUUUGCGUUAUAUUUUUGCAGGGAAUAAGUAGUUCAUGCCUUUUGAGGGUUUCUUGGAUUUGAUAUCUUCAUAUCAUUGCUUUUAUGACAGCCGAGAAGACAAAAUUUCUCUGAUCUUUUUGAAUGGUUUAAUGUAUUACAUUUAGUUGAAAAAAAGUUCAGAGGUCAUUCAUGAUGCAAUUUUAAUCCAAGAGGAAUAACGUAUGUCUUGGUAGGUGGGCAGAAUCUCCAGUCACAAGAUUAUCAAAUGUUGGCUCCAGGUUGUAUUGUUAUUGUUUAUUUCUGCCAUGGCCUGCAUAUUAAUUAGAGUUUUUAAAGU
Messenger RNA from Ilex paraguariensis (yerba mate), 2082 nucleotides. The record is from the annotation of a GenBank genome assembly. Lineage: Eukaryota; Viridiplantae; Streptophyta; Magnoliopsida; Aquifoliales; Aquifoliaceae.